Messenger RNA from Suillus paluster, 796 nucleotides. RefSeq names its product NADH dehydrogenase 1 alpha subcomplex assembly factor 3. Bases 93 to 593 code for a protein of 166 amino acids. Gene Ontology annotation, cellular component: mitochondrial inner membrane. The record is from RefSeq and is a predicted model, not a curated record. Gene Ontology annotation, biological process: mitochondrial respiratory chain complex I assembly. The transcript is spliced from 3 exons. Lineage: Eukaryota; Fungi; Basidiomycota; Agaricomycetes; Boletales; Suillaceae.
AGGCUCUUAGCCUUUGAUUGGCAUUGUUGGCAGAAAACACUACAACUGUCAGCGUUUGAGCUGCGAGCUAGUGACUUAUAAGUACUGCAACGAUGUCUACGUUCACCAUACGCAACUUCCGCAACUCACUGUUACGACGGACCUUGCACACCACUCCAAUUCGCCAGGUCGACCGUCCAACGGCGUUCACGAACAUGCUUGCAGGGGAUAUUCCGCCCCCCGUGCAAGUUAGUUCCAUAACAUCAGCAGGUAUCCAGCUUGCAGACGGACUCAUCCUUCCAUCUGCAUGCAUCUUCCUGGAUGGAAAAGUCUUCUUGUGGGACGUUCCCCCGCGUCUAUGGGAUGGUUGGAAUCGCGAGCAUUGGAGUGUGUUUGAGACUGUUGUCCCGAAACCAGAAAUCUUGGUCUUUGGUACUGGGAGACGCAUGGAACUUCCACCGCCAAGUAUAAGGGGUUAUUUGAAGGAAUUGGGAAUACAGCUUGACAUUAUGGAUACGAGAAACGCAUGCUCGACGUAUAAUUUACUCGCGGAAGAGGGCCGGCGGGUGGCUGCUGCGCUGCUCCCAUACACUCCGCGCCCAUGGCGGUCAUAAUACUGUCUGCAGUAUAUUCAUGACCUGACCACACCUCUGCAUGCUCUUCGUAGUAUAUCCUUGCAAUUUAAUAUUCAGAACUUCAGUACGACGUUGGAUACCUAUUCUGAUGGCGCCUUGCGUUUGCCUUUGCUCGCUGGAACCUCUUCCUCCUCGUCAUCAACGAGAGAAGGCUGGGAGACUUCAACUGGCAUCAAAUUGCC